GAAAUAUCCCGAAAUAACCGAUCCGGCGUCGCCUUCGCCGGGAGGAGAACGAGGAAGGAGGUUCCGCUCUUUCCCCCGGCGGGAGCUGGGGGUCGCAGGUGGGGGCAAGCAGCGGGUGAAGGUGAAAUCCUCGCCCGCCGGCACCAUGGAGCUUUUCGGGAGCUUUGUCCGGCCCCACGGGGAGACCUUGGGGUUCCCAGCUCGCCCCGGUAACACGGGCGUGGUGAAGACCCUGGGGAACACCUAUCAGUUCACGGUGGACGUCAGCGACUUCGCGCCCGAGGACAUCAUCGUCACCACCUCCAACAACCAGAUCGAGGUGCACGCCGAGAAGAGGGCCACGGACGGCACCGUCAUGAACACCUUCACCCACAAGUGCCAGCUGCCUGAAGACGUGGACCCCACGUCCGUGUCGUCCUCGCUGGGGGACAACGGGAUGUUGACCAUCCGGGCUCAGCGCCGGCCGGCCAAGCACUCCGAGCACGUCCAGCAAACCUUCCGGACUGAGAUCAAGAUCUGAGGGGUCGGGAGGCUCCUUUCCUCCCCUCUCCCCUCCCUCGCUAAUUAUUUGGGUGAUUUGGGAAGGAGGUGGGACGUGGGGUAGGGAAUGGGAACGCUCCCUCCACCGUGGGGUCAGACCUGUGCCGAAUGCGUCCCGGCACCCACCGGAGAAACUCCGGAGGGGAGUCCCAGCUCCAGCAAUUUUUAGCUGGCGCGUGUUGAGGGGGAAGAUCCAGCGUGCCAAGAGUCCUGCCGGGAGCCAGGUUCCCUUCCCAGCCCUCCGCCAGAGCUUGUCUUUGUAUAUAGAGCUUGGGAUAAAUUAUUGAGAACGUC
Molecule: messenger RNA, 834 nt
Organism: Corvus hawaiiensis (hawaiian crow)
Lineage: Eukaryota; Metazoa; Chordata; Aves; Passeriformes; Corvidae
Gene: HSPB7
Product: heat shock protein family B (small) member 7
Exons: 3
Coding region: 146-520 (124 amino acids)
Biological process (GO): heart development
Cellular component (GO): cytoplasm; nucleus
Source: RefSeq, a predicted model, not a curated record